This is a messenger RNA of Chondrus crispus (carragheen), 563 nucleotides long. RefSeq lists its product as hypothetical. Lineage: Eukaryota; Rhodophyta; Florideophyceae; Gigartinales; Gigartinaceae. The coding region runs from base 1 to 477 and encodes 158 amino acids. The transcript is spliced from 3 exons. The record is from RefSeq and is a predicted model, not a curated record.
AUGUGCAAAAAUACAGUGCACUUUUCAUCCGUCAAUCCAGACCUCCCUGGCACACAUGUCUACACGCCUCUGCCACCGCCCUCCGCGCCACUUCUUCCCUCCGCCCUACUCGUCUACGCCCAGCCUCUGCCCUCCCCCCGACCACCAGUCCGUCCUCCUCCCAUCCAUCCCACUUCUCUCCGGCACUUCCCCGUCAACAUGGUCCGCUUCCUCCGCUACUGGAUCGAGCAAAACAUGGAGUCGCCAGAGUCCAUAGAGCGCGCCGCGCAGAAGCACAUCGAAAAGAUGUCCGAGGGCAGCGUCAAGCUCCGCGACCGGUGGGACAAACCGCCGAAGCCCGCGGGCUACUGGAAUGCCCCGGCCGUCACCAGGUCCACCACGCUCAACAACGCCCGCGCAGAGGCCGAGCUGCUCUCGCCUUACGCGCGUCUGCUGCGCGAGAUGGACGACGCGCGUAGCUUGGCCGACCGAAAGUAGCCCGAUCCUCGCCCGCUUGCAACCGCCGCCGUCGUGCGCCGCUAUAAAUUAUCUCGCGUUUUACUGCUUCGCGCCCGUGGCGAGAA